Messenger RNA from Patiria miniata (bat star), 4266 nucleotides. Its product is annotated as metabotropic glutamate receptor 3-like. The coding region runs from base 285 to 3575 and encodes 1096 amino acids. Lineage: Eukaryota; Metazoa; Echinodermata; Asteroidea; Valvatida; Asterinidae. The record is from RefSeq and is a predicted model, not a curated record. Gene Ontology annotation, biological process: G protein-coupled glutamate receptor signaling pathway; regulation of synaptic transmission, glutamatergic. The transcript has 16 exons. Gene Ontology annotation, cellular component: membrane. Gene Ontology annotation, molecular function: adenylate cyclase inhibiting G protein-coupled glutamate receptor activity.
AAUGUGCACGAAUGUUCCAACGGAGAUCUGAGAAAUUCUACAUCCAUCUGAAUCUUCAAUAUUUUAGUAAAUUAUAUUUGUUACGUUUCGCCUACUAUCAAUACUCGUGCAGAAUGGUUCCCAUGUGUGCCUUCUAAAUGCAUAUUAUUUUUUUGCGGAUGACGUCUGGGUGCAACACUCAUUAUUAUUCAUGUUUUUUUUUAGUACAAAAUUGACAGGAACAAGUCGAUCAUGUGGUGGGGAAGAUUUAGUUUUUUUUCCCCACAAUUUCAGGCUUUCUUUCAAUGAGUUUCAUUAUGGCACUUUCUGAUCUACAGAUAUUUUUGUUGGUUUAUUUAGUCUGCACUCUUUGUCACUUGUGCACAUCCCAGAAGGAGAAAUUUGGACUAGAAAAUCGGGCAGCACUCUUGAUGUUUACGGAGGAGAAUGGACAAGCACUGAACAUGCUGAACAGCACACUGAAUCCUAGUUCCAUGCAUUCGCAUUUCAGACAACGAAGAAGUGCUGCCAAUUUCCCCAUGGACAUUGCUGGUGAUGGCGGGCCAAGUGAUGUGGUCGCCCUUCAGAGAGGAGACGUCGUCUUAGGGGGAAUGUUUGCCGUGCUGUUGCCGGACGACGAAGGCAAUCCUUGCUCGAAAGUUCUUCACAAGACUGGAUUAAGAAUGGAGGCCAUGAUGUACGCCGUGGAUGUUCUCAAUAAUAACACCGAUAUACUGCCGGAUGUGAAGCUGGGCUUUGAAAUCCGAAACGAUUGCUCCAAUCCGAACCAGGCGUUGACAGAAGCUCUUAAUUUCAUAUCAGUGAAUGAUGGAGAAUCUUGUUCAAGCGAUGAACCGCAGACAAUCGGAGUGGUUGGAACUGGGUCAAGUGCGACAUCAACUGAUGUCGCCAACCUGCUGGGUUUGUUCAAGGUUCCUCAAGUGAGCUACUCGGCCUCCAGUCGAGUGCUUAGCAACAAGAAGCUGUACCCCUACUUCUUACGAACCAUCGCCUCGGACGUCAACCAAGCCGAGGUGAUGGCCGACCUCGCUGAGACCAUGGGCUGGAAUUAUGUCGCAAUCAUCUACACAAUUGACAACUACGGCACGCCGGGGGUGGAGCUACUGAGCGAUCUUCUGCAAGCGAGGAACGUCUGCGUCACGCACACUCUGGGUUUGAACAGCGAUAGUCCCGACGACGCCGUGAUAGAUAUCAUCCAGCAACUGUCACGGGACGAAAAGAUCUCGGUAAUCUUCACGUUUUGCGGCAAGCAAGGCAUAGGCCGCAUAUUGGCACAGGCCCAAGCCAGCGGAUUCACCAAUCGCACGUGGAUUGCCAGCGACUCCUGGGGCCAAUCAGAUCAAGUCGUUCAGAACGUGAAGUCGCUAGUCCGGGGCAUGCUGGGAAUCAUACCCAAGUCAAGACCCGACGAGAACUUCAAGAGGUAUUUAUCUCGCCUGGAUCCUUAUUCCAACCAUCGCAAUCCUUGGUAUCAGCUGACCUUGGGGGAGCUUCGCGAUUGCUCGUUUGAUCCGACGGACACGCAACGCGAGCAAUGCAUGGGAAACGAGACGUUUGCGGACCAGGAGGACGCAGCAGCUAGCUUUGUGAUUGAUGCCGUAUACGCAUUGGGAUACGGACUGCAUAACAUGCUAACACAGUGCGAUGAUUGUCUGAAUGGUACCCAGACCCUGGAUCUGGAGGUCUACCUGGAUUACGUGAAGAGAGUCAACUUCAGCGGGUUGACCAACUCCAACUUCAUGUUUGACGAGAACGGCGAUCCCAUUGGCCAGUAUGAUAUCUACAAUCUCCAGUGUCAUGGCGACGAAUGUUCCUUCGUCAAAGUCGCAGAUUGGGAUCCGAUUUCUAAAUUUAGUAAUUGGCAGGAGGUCGAGUGGCAGACCGGUAGAGCGCCCCCAUUGUCGAGAUGCUCAGAGGAUUGCCCCGCGGGACAUUUCAUUACGUUACAAACGCCCAAGUGCUGCUGGGAAUGCCAUCGGUGUGAGGCUGGCAGCAUCAGCGUGGCCCAGAAUUCCUUGCAGUGUACGGUCUGCCGCGACGGUGAACGAACCAAUGAGAAUCAGACGUCGUGCCUCGUGAAUCCCAUCGUGUACUUGGAGUGGGAUAACGCUGUGGCUAUCGUACUCGUCAUACUGACGGUUCUUGGUCUACUGGCGACUGGCUUCACGUUGGCCGUCUACAUCAGACACCGUAAUUCGGCAACCAUCAAAGCCACCAGCACCGAGCUGAGCUACCUUCUCCUGGUCGGCAUAGCGAUGAGUUACGCCUCCACGUUCCUCUUUAUUGCCAUGCCGACGGACGAGAUCUGCAACGCCAAGAUCGUGAUGGUGGGCAUCAGUUUCGCGGUGUACGUGGGGGCGCUUCUGACGAAGACCAACCGCAUCUCCAGAAUCUUCAAUCGUAAGCUGUCUGACGGAGCGCCCUCGAUGUUCCUCAAUAUCCAGUAUCAGCUGCUGUUUGCUCUGGGCAUCGUGGUUAUUCAGAUCGCUAUCCAGGUCGUCUGGUUACAGUUGGAGCCAGGGGUCGUUGUCAAGGAUACGAGUGACCCCGAGGUCACGUUGCUACAGUGCAACUAUAAUUCGGUCUUGGGCCCCGCAGUGGCUGUGGGUUUCAAUGCGGUCUUAGCUACCCUGUGUCUGUACAAGGCAUUCAGGACCCGCAAGCUACCGGGCCAAUUCAACGAUUCCCGAGGAAUAUGCUUUGCCAUGCUGACGUGCUGCCUGAUAUGGUUCGUUUUCCUCGUUUGUUACUUCGCAACCACCGGCAUCGCUAACUCCAUCAUCUGUAGCACUGCGUUCAUCGCGAGCGGUACGUCGGGUCUGAUCUGUAUGUUUGCACCCAAGAUGUGGAUCGUGAUCGCGAGACCGGAGCUGAACGUUCGGCAGUCUACGUUGAAACUCAAGAGCUCCUCGGGCACCGGCGUGAACAUCAAGUCUGUCAGUAGCAUUGUCGACAAGAAGAAUGGUCGUGCGUCCUUGACGCCCAUUGUCAGUGAUCCGAGCCCUGCGUCCAGUCACAGCUCGGACGGAGACAGAGACAGCACGUCGCAGGUCAGCAGCGAAGACGAGGAGCAGAGAUUCCUGGAGGAACUUGAGAAGUUGGAGGAGGAACUGAAGGAUGCGGUGAUGGAGAGGGACGAUGCGGUUGCUAAGGCCAAUGAGAGCUAUCAAGAGAUGCUGAACUUGCAGAAGAUGCAAGAUGAGGAACUAGAGCAGCUCGAUGAGGCUGUCCGUCUUGAGAAGGCGAAUCUGAGACGUCUUCUCAUAUCAGAAGGAAUGAAGGACGAGGAUAUCGAUAGAGCGCUGAGAUGUCAAGACGAAGAGUGGACGGAUAAUGAAGACGGUGACAACACUCUCAAGGUUGCUGAGCUGGUUGCCAAGUUGGCUUCCGUCUCGGCCGAACGCGACAAGCUCAACCAACAAGUCGAGCAGCUGUCGCACGAGUGCCAACAGUGGAAAAACAUCAUAAUAAAAGAUCCAGAUGUGUCUCCAGAGGGCGCUGUGAACGAGACCUCUGUCAACAAUGAAGGCACCGGUAGCUCGAGUGAUAUUAGUACAUGCACCACCUCUGUUUGAAUAAUUCAUGAGAUGCAGUUCCUCUCAUGAAUUAUGCAUGAGUUUGUAACAUGAAUAUCAAUGAAAUGUACUAUGUAAAAAAAAAAAUGUGCCUCAUGUCAUUUUUGAUCAAAUUUCUUGAAAUUGUUGAUGUUUCAUGAGUUUUGAAAAAAAAUUCGUACACAUUUAUGUAGAAUGGUAAAAUUUAUUUAUCGUGUCUUUGCGUGUACCUCUCUGAUAAUAUAUAUAAAUUAUUAUAUUCUUACUGUACAUUAAUCGGCCUAGUUUUCUUGGUUACAAAUUGACGACCAAAGCAUCGCGGCUACAACGUGGUCAAGCCGAUGGCAUGUAAAGGCACCUUAGGCUGCCGCCGUACGACCCAUGUCUGACCACGGAGCACAGCCAGAGAUCAAAAUUGUUGGUUUUUUGUGGAGGAAGGAAAACCGGAGGGCCCCGGAGAAAAACCUUGUGGCACAGGAGAGAACCAACGAACAACUCUACUCACAUUAUGGUCCGAGCCGGGAUUCGAACCAGGGCCACAGUAGUGAGAGGCGAGGGCUUUACCCACUAGCUACCCAUGCCGCCAUUGAUGGGAAUCAGGUUUUUAGAAUAGAGGUGUUGCCAAAUGAAGUUUUUGUGAUGUUGAAGAUUUUUAUUCAAUAUGAAGCAGUACAUUUGUUUGUAUCUAUUUAAAUGUUUGCGGAUUAGGCCA